This is a messenger RNA of Cryptotermes secundus, 1658 nucleotides long. Its product is annotated as ADP-ribosylation factor-like protein 2-binding protein. NCBI's taxonomy places the organism in Eukaryota, Metazoa, Arthropoda, Insecta, Blattodea, Kalotermitidae. The transcript is spliced from 6 exons. The coding region runs from base 70 to 564 and encodes 164 amino acids. Gene Ontology annotation, cellular component: mitochondrial intermembrane space. Gene Ontology annotation, biological process: positive regulation of tyrosine phosphorylation of STAT protein; maintenance of protein location in nucleus. The record is from RefSeq and is a predicted model, not a curated record.
UAUGAGAAUAUUUAUUAACAAACAGUACUGUUCAUGUAAUUUGCCCGAUAGCACUUUCCUGUUGACCAAAUGAUGGAACGCUUUAGAGAACAUUCUGAAGAACUGGGAAAUAAUGAAAUUGAUGACUUGGAAGUAAUAGGUACUCAAGCCAGUGCUGAUGAUGAUAUCUUUGAUGCAAUCAUAGGACACAUUGAAGACAUUUUUAUGGAACAAAAUUUCCAAGAACUGCAGAAAUGUUUCAUGGAAAAGCACUGGCAUGAGUUUGAAGACAAAGAGGAAAACAAAUUAUGCUAUAUGGAUAUCUUCAAAGAAUAUAUAGACAUUAUUGAAAAACACAUUGAAACACACCUCAUGAUGAAUAUUCCAAACUUUUCAAUGGAGAAGUUCAUUGAACAGCUACAGACACGAAGAAGUGAACUGGAUGGUGAGGUAUUUGAGAUACUCUUUACAUUUUCAGACUUCACAGCUUUCAAGGAAAUGUUCUUGGACUAUAAGGCAGUGAAAGAUGGAAGAGUGGAAGAUUUGAGCAAAGGCAUAUGCAUUACUUCUGGGGGUUUACAUUAGGAAAGAAUAGCAGCCAGUUCUACAGCAAGAAUGGAUUUGCAUAAUAAGUUUGUAAGAUUUGAGGCUUUCACGGCGGUGACUAUGAAGAAAGCAGUCUUCUGCAUAAUAAGUUUGUUAAAAUAUAUAUAUUUUGCUGCUUGCUGGUGGAUAGCACAUAGAAUGCAAUACAUGCGUAGAUGUUCAUUAAUUAUAAGAUCACCAAAUACACAUAUUAGUGAAAAUAUCAGAGAAACCGUAGUAAAUAUAAAAAGUGUAAUACCAAAAUGAUGAUGUACAGACAUGAAACAGAAGGUGAAUACUUUAUAUUGCUGCAUGACAAAGUUUGUAAUAUCAAACUAUAUGUGAUUGUACAAAUUACAUCAGUGAAAUGAAAUAUUACAGUGCAUAUACUACAAUAUCAUGAUCAUAUACAUAUGGUCAGUUUUUCAUAGUGGUUAUGUAAUCUUCCAUUUUCUUGAGUGCACUCCAGACUUAUCUUCAGCUUUCAGAAUUGCUGUCCAUAACACUUUGGUUAGUUAAAGAUGUUGGAAAUAAAUUAUUCAGUUCUGUGCAAGGCUCUGAUGGAUGGGCUUCAUUUUAUUGUCAUGCUUAUAGUAAGAUAUCUUCAGCCUGAAAAAACUGAAGCAUUAUUGAGAAUGAGAAAGCCUUCCUCCAACUAGUUGUGUACAAGUUCUGUGAAAGCUAUAAGAACUGUAAUUGUACUUGUUGAGAGAAGAACAUAGAUUGAGGGUGUCUGAAAACAGGGUGCUCAGGAGAAUGUUUGGACCUAAAAAAGAAUGUGACAGGAGGGUGGAGGAAACUAUUUCAUAAUUGGUACUCAUCAUUAAAUAUUACUAGAGUGAUCAAGGGGCAGGGCAUGCAGCCAAUAGGACAGAUAAGAAAUGCAUUCAAACACCAUCAUUUGUUCUGUUAAUGAAUUUAUCAAUAUGUAGUGGCUCAACAAUGUACUCUGAGGCAGCGUUGCUAAAACACGCACUUCCACCAUGGUAGGGUUUUAGGACUGUAGCACUGGAAGACUACUUAACCCAUGAAUCCCACAGUACUUUCAUCUGCUGAUAUACUUUACCAUGAAAUAAAAUAAUCCAGAAGUCUGA